Brassica napus (rape) is the source of this 923-nucleotide messenger RNA. Its product is annotated as PE-PGRS family protein PE_PGRS30. NCBI's taxonomy places the organism in Eukaryota, Viridiplantae, Streptophyta, Magnoliopsida, Brassicales, Brassicaceae. The record is from RefSeq and is a predicted model, not a curated record. Bases 1 to 423 code for a protein of 140 amino acids. The transcript has 2 exons.
AUGGUACUUCAAAAUUGGAAGAUAAAGGUUAAAGUCCAGCUAAUCAUUCAAGGACUCGAUGCAGUUGUAGUAGGCGGAGGAGAGAAAAAGGGAAUGGAUGGGAAACUAGUGGGGAGAGAAGGGAUUGUUGUUGGAAAUGAAGGCAAAGUUGGCAUUGAAAAUGGAGCGGUGGAAGUUGGAAGAGUUGGUUGUGGUAAUGUUGAUGGCAAUGGAGGAAUUGAAGUGGGAAUGGUGGGAAGAGUUGGUUUUGGAAAUGUUGAUGGCAAUGGAGGAAUUGAAGUGGGAAUGGUUGGAAGAGUUGGUUGUGGCAAUGUUGAUGGCAAUGGAGGAAUUGAAGUGGGAAUGGUGGGAAGAGUUGGCUGUGGCAAAGUUGACGGCAAUGGAGGUAGUCCCGUUGUUGGGAUAGGCAUGUUUGGAAUUUGAGGAAGAGGUUGUUGCUGAAGAAGAUGUCGUGAUGAGGCCGAACAAGUCUUGAUCAUAAUAGUGGAAGAAAGAGUCACUAAGCAAGCAAUGAGAAAAAGCUUGUACGACGCCAUCUUUAAUGUGUGAUGAGUUUUAGAUUCUGGUUAAGCCACUCUCUUAUUGCUUCUUCGGUUUAUUGCUUUGUGUUAAUGAUAUGUUGUCAGUAUAUAUAGUGGCAAGAGUCUAUGGAUUACAAAAAAAAGCUUAUCACAGAUAAAAUAUUUUAUGGUUUUGGUAGGUGUAUUUUAUGUUUGGUUUGAGCCUUGUUAGUUCAACUUAAUUUGUUAUUUUAGACUAUAUUGACAAUUCCAUAACUUUAAUUUAAGUUAGUUCAACAAUCAAAAUCCUAAACACAUGACUAAAAGAAUAUGCACAGGUGUAUCAAAGAACUAACACAAGUUGGUCACCUAUAAGGCUUUAGAACUAGUAGAGAUUUUGCGGCUCGUUCUUGCUAUAAUAAC